GAGUGUUUAGGAGGAAACUAUACUUCCUCUUUCUAAAGGGAGAAAGGCUUUCUGGUCCAUUACAAACAGUUUGUGCACUUUUUCCCCUGCUGAUAAUUCUGCAACAAGGAUGUAUAUAUUUUGUGCCGUGUUGCUUUUGCAAUUUGUGGUCCUCACCCAUUCUUCGUCUGCAUUAAAUAAAGUGUGGGAGGAAUGGCAAAUUGAACAUGGCAAGUUUUAUGAUAAUAAGACUGAGAUGGAGUUCAGGAGAGCGGUUUGGGAGAAGAACAUGCUGUUUGUGUUGAGACACAACCAGGAAGCCUCAGCAGGAAAGCAAAGCUUCACAAUGGGACUCAAUCAUCUCUCUGACAUGACCGACGAGGAAGUCAAUGAGAAGAUGAACGGCCUGAAGCUGGAGGAGCUGGAUGAUUUCAGAAAUGUCACUUUAAAGGAAGCGAGAGACUCAGCGAUGCCGCAUAGUGUCGACUGGAGGAAGCAAGGCUUGGUCAGUCCGGUCCGAAACCAGGGGUUGUGCGGUUCCUGCUGGGCCUUCAGCUCUCUGGGAGCUCUCGAGGGUCAAAUGAAGAGGAGAACAGGGGUCCUGGUUCCCCUGAGUCCACAGAACCUGGUGGACUGCAGCACCAGCGAUGGAAACCACGGCUGCAAAGGAGGAUACAUCUCCAAAUCCUUCCGCUACGUCAUCCGCAACCGAGGCGUAGACUCAGAGAAAUCUUACCCCUACGAACACAAGAACGGGAAAUGUCGGUAUUCUGUGAAAGGAAAGGCUGGCGACUGCUCUGAUUUCCACAUCCUCCCUGGGGGAGAUGAGAGGGCUCUGCAGGCUGCAGUGGCGUCAGAGGGGCCGGUCGCUGUGGCAGUGAACGCCAGGCUGAUAUCUUUCCAUUUCUACAGAGGAGGUUUAUAUAACGUACCAAACUGCGACCCAAAGUUCAUAAAUCAUGCGGUGCUGGUUGUGGGUUACGGCACAGCCGCAGGACAAGACUUCUGGCUCGUGAAGAACAGUUGGGGCACUGCGUGGGGAGAGGAAGGCUUCAUUCGAAUUGCAAGAAACAAGAACAACCUCUGUGGUAUUGCCAGUUUUGCAGUCUACCCAACGCUGUGAAAAUGUUAUAUAUUUUUUAUAUAUCAGAGACAUUGUUCUUUGUUUUUAGCACAGACACUGAUACCCUGAAAGUAAAAAAAAAAUACUUGUGGAUAUAACAUAAUAAAAAUGUUUCCUUUCUUAAAGUUCAUUUUGAGGAAAAAGUUCUCUAGUGUUUAUUGAAGUUCAUUUUUAAAUGUUGGCUUUGCUUCAGUGUGUUACAGUGAACUUAGUUAAUUUAAUCAAACUCUUCACAUCAAUGUAAUAAACAAAAUGGGUGGCAUGGGUAGAAGAUAUUAUUAAUGUUGUUAGUAGUAGGAAGAGUUGGAUUCAUAUUUAGAUAAAGUAUUUCUUUAUUAAAUAAACAGGUAUUUUUAAAAAAUAA
Messenger RNA from Eleginops maclovinus (Patagonian blennie), 1466 nucleotides. It is a transcript of the gene ctss1, whose product is annotated as cathepsin S, ortholog 1. The coding region runs from base 110 to 1102 and encodes 330 amino acids. The transcript has 8 exons. Gene Ontology annotation, cellular component: lysosome. Gene Ontology annotation, molecular function: cysteine-type endopeptidase activity; cysteine-type endopeptidase activator activity involved in apoptotic process. NCBI's taxonomy places the organism in Eukaryota, Metazoa, Chordata, Actinopteri, Perciformes, Eleginopidae. The record is from RefSeq and is a predicted model, not a curated record. Gene Ontology annotation, biological process: positive regulation of peptidase activity; immune response; positive regulation of apoptotic signaling pathway.